AUGGCCUCCGAAUCUUCACCAUCAACUCAGAGUGGUGAUGCAAUCAACGUCUUCCAAAUUCUCCAUCAACAUCGAACAAGUCUGGUGUCGGGUCCGGAUCACAUAUCCACCCUAGACAGCAUUAUCGACCUUGGAAAUAGUUAUGCUGAUCAAGAAAAGCUUUCAGAGGCCGAGUCUCUGUAUAAGUAUGCUUUGCAAGGCUAUCGGAAAUUUGUCGGACAAAAUGCAGUUUCUGCUCUUGAGACUCUAGACUGUCUCGGGAUUGUAUACUCCGCAGCGAACGAACCCGAAAAAGCCAAGCAAAUGUACCUGACAGCGCUAGAUGGCAAAUUGGAGACUUUGGGCUCCGACCAUCGUUCUACACUUAUGACGGCGCACAAUAUCGGGAAAUUCUUCGCCGACCAAGGAAGUCUGGACGAGGCGGAAAUGUUGUACCGUCUCGUCUUAUCAAGAAAAGUAGAGAUUUACGGUUCUGAGCAUGUUUCUACCCUGAUCACAAUGAACAAUUUCGGAAUUGUUCAACGCCGACAAGGUGCGCUGGAGCAAGCUGAGGCUACAUAUCAACAAGCUUUGGCGGCUGGAAUGAAGAAUUUUGGUCCCAACCACACGGUGGUCCUUGACACUAUCAGCAACCUCGGGUGUCUCUACGAAGACCAGGGUCAAUUGAAGAAAGCAAAGCAUAUGUAUAAGCGGGCUAUGAUUGGACGUGAGAAAAUGGUUGGUCCUGAAGAUAUAUCCACCUUGGACGUGAUGAACAACCUCGGCGCUCUCUACCUAGCACUUGGUAAAAGCAGGAAGGCGCAAAAAAUCUACAAGCGGGCUUUUGAAGGCUACCAGAAAGUUCUAGGGCGCCAUAAUUCAAAGGUUCAGCAAGCAAGGUUUGGUAUGAUGGUCUCCAUUUAUCGUUCUCCGCGCAAGAGUCACAGGAUACUCAAAUUCCUAUGUGGAAAGAGUCGGAUCAUGGCAUGGUAG
Messenger RNA from Penicillium manginii, 972 nucleotides. RefSeq lists its product as uncharacterized. Lineage: Eukaryota; Fungi; Ascomycota; Eurotiomycetes; Eurotiales; Aspergillaceae. The record is from RefSeq and is a predicted model, not a curated record. The transcript has a single exon. The coding region runs from base 1 to 972 and encodes 323 amino acids. Gene Ontology annotation, molecular function: protein binding. Gene Ontology annotation, cellular component: kinesin complex.